CCCAUUUUUCUAGAUAGAGAAGGAGCAAGCAAGCCACAACAACAACAAGAGAGAGAUAUUCCUGACCCUGACCACCCUCAUCACCAUUUUUAUAUCUCAGGAAUGUCAGAGGUUAAAGGCUCUGCCAUAAAGCUCUUUGGAAGGACGAUUUCUCUGCCACACAAUGAUUCUUCUGCACCUGCGACUCUCGCUUCUCCUUCAUCUCCCUCUUCUCCCCCGGAACUUACCUCUGCAACACAACAACACCAAGAACACCAGGAAGCACUAAGGAAAGAACUUACCUCACUUGAAGACGAUGGUGCCUCGUCACACCAAACAACAGAGGAUUUAAAAUCUGCCGCUUCAGACAUACUCGAGAAUCCUAAGACUCCCUCAGCGGAAACAGAGACAUCACUGCAGAAAUCGCCCGAAAAUGAAGAACAGAGCGAGACAAGUGCUUCUGAAGAAAAAACACCAAAGAAACCUGACAAGAUACUUCCAUGUCCGCGGUGCAAUAGCAUGGACACUAAAUUCUGCUACUACAACAACUACAACGUCAACCAGCCUCGUCAUUUCUGCAAGAACUGUCAGAGAUACUGGACUGCAGGAGGAACAAUGAGGAAUGUGCCCGUGGGUGCUGGUCGCAGGAAAAACAAGAACACUUCGGCUGCAGCUGUGUCACAUUACCGACAGAUAGUGUUCCCGGAGCCACUUCAAGGAGCUACACUCAGUGCCUCCAAUGGACUGCAUAAUGCCCUUCUGGGGAACAGAGCAACUGUGUUGAGUUUUGGUCCUGAUACCCCUCUCUGUGACACCAUGAGUUCUGUGUUGAACAUUGCUGAGCGGGCCCAAAGCUGUGUAUCAAAUGGGUUUCAUGCAACUGAGCGAAAUGGCUCUGUUUCCUAUAGUAAGGAGGGUGAUGCGGGUGCUCAUUCUGCUGCAGUUUCUGUUUCAACAACUUCAAAUUCAAGCCAUGCUAGCUCACAUGAAUCAGUUGAUAAAAGAGUUGAAGGUUUCCCUCCUCAGUUAUCAUACUUCGCAGGUGCCCCUUGGCCUUAUCCUAUGCCUCCUCCUACAUUUUGCCAACCUAGGUACCCUUUAUCAUUCUAUACUACACCACCAUAUUGGAGUUGUAUGCAACCCUCUUGGAAUAUCUCAUGUAUGUCACCCCAAUCUUCUGUCAGCAACUCUGUCUCUGCCCCCAUUUUAGGGAAACACUCAAGGAAUGGGAACAUCAUCACCCCAUUCAACUCACAGAAAGAAAUACGUGAUGUGGAACAUAACAGUUCAGAGCACAAUUUCUUGAUUCCCAAGACUCUUAGAAUCGAUGACCCUGGUGAAGCUGCAAAGAGUUCCAUGUGGUCAAAACUAGGAACCAAGAAUGACAGAGCCAGUUCUGGAGGCCUUUUCCAAGCUUUUCCACCCAAGGGAAAUGACAUGAAUCACAGGGUUGAAGCAUCACCCCAGUUGCAAGCCAACCCUGCUGCUCUAUCGCGCUCUCUUACCUUCCAUGAACACACCUGAAUGGGAAUCACGGUGAGGCAAGUCGGAUUCUCAUUGUGCUUAUGCAAGUAGAACCCCAUUUUGAUGAAAAAGUGUUCUUCCUUUCCCUCAAGAAAUUGUUUUAUUGAACAACCUCUGUGCAGGAUUCCUAGGAGCCUGUUAGACUGAACAGGUGUUUUUGCUGCAUAAAUAGGAGAUCUGUUGAGUAAAUAUCUUGGUGUAUAGAUAUAGAUAUAUAAAUGAGACAAGCAAAACUAGGAGGAGAAGAAACAAUGGCAUCUUGGUUUAGAAUACACAUGCAAAUCUUCUUUGGAA
Messenger RNA from Vigna unguiculata (cowpea), 1797 nucleotides. Its product is annotated as cyclic dof factor 1-like. Gene Ontology annotation, biological process: regulation of DNA-templated transcription. Gene Ontology annotation, molecular function: DNA-binding transcription factor activity; DNA binding. The record is from RefSeq and is a predicted model, not a curated record. NCBI's taxonomy places the organism in Eukaryota, Viridiplantae, Streptophyta, Magnoliopsida, Fabales, Fabaceae.